Molecule: messenger RNA, 4832 nt
Organism: Xyrauchen texanus (razorback sucker)
Lineage: Eukaryota; Metazoa; Chordata; Actinopteri; Cypriniformes; Catostomidae
Gene: il13ra1
Product: interleukin 13 receptor, alpha 1
Exons: 10
Coding region: 185-1420 (411 amino acids)
Molecular function (GO): protein binding
Source: RefSeq, a predicted model, not a curated record
UGUGUCAAGAUCAAGUCUCACUUUUACUUUAAACGUGACACAAGACGCGUCUCCGUCAUCUUUUUAUUGUUAUAUCGGAUAUGACUACAAACACUUAGCAAGGGGCAAAACAUUGCGUUUUGUGUACCAGGAUUGCGGGAUUUUACAUCGGGAUUUUCACGGAAUAUCCGUCAUAACCUGCAGCAUGAUGUGUCGAUAUAGGGAUAUAUCCUUAAUCAUAUGUUUCUCUGUCGUGUUUGUUGGAGUUGAAAACGUGUCAGACCAAUUGCCACCACCGAAAAAUCUGAACUUUAUAUGGGAACUUUAUACAUCACCUUUCACGUUACAUGUGAUGUGGGAAAAACCGGAGGGUCUGGAUCCUCUCUGCAAAGUGAACUACACGGUGGGAGUGAGCAACGGGCAGGCAUGUCAUCUCAACAAUCCACUACAAUCAAAAAGGCGAACCAGUCACUUAAGCUACAUAUUUAAUGUGUCCAAUAAGAAUGGACUGUGCAUCAUCAUUACAACAAACCCUGUAAACUGUGUAAACAAGACCUCAAGCUCACCAAUCAACAUCACCAUCCCUCCACCUCCAGUGACGUUGGUGAGAAACUUGAGCUGUGCCUAUCAUUCUCGAAAUAGGAUGAACUGCACUUGGUAUUCUGCUGCAGAUGAUGUCCAAGGCCUCAGAUUUUAUUACUGGUUACCUAUGGAUGAAUCUGUUAAGGAGUGUUUCCCAUACAUAAAUGAUUAUACGAAGAAGAUGGAAUGUGUCAUAAACAGUGAAUAUCUCAAGAAUUCACAAAACAACAUGUUCUAUCUGUUCAAUGGUACUCACAAGGGCAUUCCUGUUAACAACACUUUCAAGGAUGAAUAUCCAAGUAACACAGCAAAACUAGACACACCUGAACUGAAAAUCAAAAGAAUGGGGCAUGAUCUCCACUUUGAAACGAUCAGACCACCAUUUAAUGGUUUUGGAGAACUGUGCUUUGGCUACCAGUACAUAUACAGGAAGUGCAAUGAACCGGAUGUCAGGGUUAAGGGAAUUAAAAACCAUACAAUUGAAUAUGACCCAGCCUGCAAGUACAGAGCCAGAGUGCAGACCAUCUUAAUAAACUGCGGUGAAGGGCAAAGUGAACCAAGUGACGAGGUGGAAUAUGGUGAGAACAGUCAUCCGAAUUUGCCGGGGUUGCUGGCUGUCAUUUUUAUCCCUCUCACAGUUUCCUGUUGUCUAAUAGUGUCUCUGGUACUACUCAGAAGGCACAAAGACAUCAUACUCCCAAAAAUUCCAGAGCCAGGGCCUUUCUUUAAGGACAUGCUCAACAACAAUAUAAGAAUGCCAGAGGAUCUAAGGAACCCAUCAACUGGCAGAUUUUAUGUCCCUAUUAAAGAGAUUGUAGAAGACAAGAUAAGUGUUGAACUCUCACACAUGAGGGAGUAAAACCUGAAACUACUGAAAAUGUUUACCAAUGGAUUUGAGUAGACAUUUAAAUUUGGUUGGACUCUUAGACUAAUGGGGCAAUGUCUUUUCAAGGAGGAUGUUUAAACUUACUACAACUCUUGUUGUCCCUCUGUUUCAUGAAGGACUACAAUGAACACAGGAUUCGCACUUACCAUUUUCUACAUGGACUUUGACACUUUGCUAAUCUGUUGCCAGUUAAGUGCACUUCCUGACAACAAUUGCUUGUUUCGAUGAAUGUAUUGUGAAGAUAAGGGAAUCUUCACCAAAUAGAAGAUAAGUGAAUCAAUCAAUGAACUUUCCUGGACAAGGUUGGUUGAAUCUGCUUAUCUGAUAUGUGGACCCAGCAGCGUGCACAUUUAAUAUGUCCAAAGGAGCUUCAGCUCACUAAAUGCAACCCUAUUAAGAAACAUGGAAAAAAAGAUUCAUGGAAUAUUUGAAUUUUAAUUAUCCAUAAUAUUUUGUACAUGCUCAAUGCUAAACAUUUCCAUGCUUUGUUUAUAAAGCCAAGAUUAUAAGGAUGGAGGGUUGUUUCUGCACAUAAUUUACAAACGAAAUAUUAUUAUUAAUGUACUGCUACAAAAAACUUAUUUUGUAAAGAAAUGUGGUUAGACACUGUUAAUCAUGUUAUGUGUAUAAAAGCGUGAGUGUCUCUGUAAGCGCAAAUGUGUAUAUUGUAUGUUCACAGAUUUAUGACAUGACCAAAUGCAUAAAGAAACAGUCACAUGACAAAAAUUCAGACAUAGAUGAGUACAAGCAAAACAAAUAAAGUAAAAAAAGUAAAAAGUGGGGGCUUGGUCGUUUAGCCAUUUGAUCAGGUUGAGGGGCGUCAGAGGUUUCUGGGGGGCACAAGGAAUAUCUAAUGGGGGAAUGACCCCCCUACAUACAUAUAUGUAUAAUGUAGCCUACUGCUUACCAAAACAAAAACCACUGAUAAAAUAGUUUGUACCAAGUUAAAAAGUCCACUGUAUAAAUAACAGCAUUAAUCUGUUCUAAUUGAGUUUCAUGGCUUAUAGUUUCAUGGCCUGGUUUUGUUUUUGUUGAUGAAUAAGCAUCAUAGCUUCAUCUUUUUAUUUUGUACAUCAGGGAUAUAAAAAUAUUUAUGGUAAUGUUAAAUGAUAUUUAGCCUUUGGUAAACAUCUUUGGUUUUGUGUCGAUGAAGGGAUACUUGAGCCUUACUGAUGGUGCUGUGGGGGUACCCAGCAAACACAGUUACAUUGUGAAGACGUACACAGACCAGACCAUAUUCAUCGUAGUGAUGCACCGAAAUAACAUUGCACUGAAGAAACUUUGUGAUUUCCCUAUUUGUCAUGGUGAAGUUAUUGUACUACGUUGCUGGGAAGUGGUGUGUAAGUUCCAAUGACCUAACACAGAUACGGUGUGAAAAAGUAACCAGUCCGGACCAUAUUAGUCUCAACGACGUACCAUAUAAUGUUGUACUGAUGUAACUUUGUGAUUCCCCUAUUCAUCGUGGGAAUGUUAUUAUUGUACAUUGCUGGGAUGUGGCAAAUACAUUCCAAUGACCAAAAUAUAUUUUCAUACCAACAAGGUCGCCAGUAUGUUUUUCAUUACGUUCUAGUCAUGUUUUAAAUACCACCUUACCUGGAGAUAACCAGGGUUUACAAUUUAAUUUCCUGUUUUAUAAUUUUCCUCCUAAAAUUGCAAUUACUUGACUUAAUUAAUAAAUCAGCAUUUGUUUUUUUAUUAUUCUUUUCUCCCAAUUUGGAAUGUCCAAUUCCCAUUACUUAGUAGGUCCUCGUGGUGGCGCAGUUACUCACCUCAAUCUGGGUAGCGGAGGACAAGUCUCAGUUGCCUCCACUUCUGAGACCACCAAUCCGCACAUCUUAUCACGUGGCUCGUUGUGCAUGUGGAGACUCCUCAUGUGGAGGCUCAUGCUAAUAUCUGCGAUCCAUGCACAAUUUACCACAUGCUCCAUUGAGAGCGAGAACCACUAAUCGUGACCACGUGGCGGUUACCCCAUGUGACUCUAUCCUCCCUAUCAACGGGGCCAAUUAUGUUGCUUAGGAGACCUGGCUAGAGUCACUCAGCCCACCCUGGAUUUGAACUCGCUACUCCAGGGGUGAUAGUAUAAAUCAGCAUUUGUAAGCAUAGAAAAAAUGUUUUAACCAUGAAACACUAAGUUAUUCACAGUAUUUUUUCCCCCACAAAAUAUAAAUGAAUAUAAAGAAUAUAAGGAAUCUUAAAAGUAAACAGCCAAAUGUGGGAAAAUGUCACAUUGGUGCAGCUGAUUGAAAUGAGCAAAGAAAUUCAAGCAGAUUUAACUAUUCUAAUCAAAGUUAUACAUUUAAAACAGAAAAAAAAUUUGCACUUACAUUGUGCUGCAUUGUAAAAUUUGUGGAAUUGUUAUUUCAGUGCAAUUAACAUUUCUUAACCCUUUCAGACACCUAUUACAUUGUAGGGACAAAGAAAUAUAACCUUGCUUUUAUUUCUAUUCUUAAGCAGUCAUACAUUCUUAUCAAUCAAACAAUUCAGUGCUAACCCAUUGUGGAUUCAUUUUUUUUUUUUUUAAGAAAUAAAAUGACAGGAUAAGCGGUUGACGAUGGAUGGAUGGAUGGAAGAAAUCAAAUGAUUUUCAAAAAAUAUUUCUAGACUAAUAGCUGGAAUUUAAAUAAUGAAUGAAUGAAUGAAUGAAUUGUCAUACCAAUGUCACAUCUCAACUUUACUUUAAAACUGUUAAAUUAUUUAUAUAGUUUUGAGAUAGUUUUGAUGGUUGUGUGUGUGUAUAUAUAUAUCUCUGAGUGUAUGUACUGUGUGUAUGUGUGUGUGUGUGUGUGUGUGUCUAUAUAUAUAUAUAUAUAUAUGGUUUGUGUAUAGGGCCCUCUUAUGAUAUGAUGUGGUGGCUCUUUAGGAUUUAAUUGUAUCUCAUGGUUAUAAAUGUGCUUAAGUAAUGUUUCUUGUGACACACAUCAGCCUGAUAUCUCAAUUGUAUUAAUUGGUUGAGACAGGUUUGUUAGCUGAUUAUUAAAUGCCCAAUGUGAUGUCACUGCUUUCACCUGUGCGUAAUGACCGACUCUGUUUAUACUGCUCUCCAUUUUGAGGAAAUUGUACCUUGACAAAGGCUUGUUGUUACGUUGGUAGUGUGCAGUUAUAUAUUUUUCUUUAGAAAGUUUUUCUUCUAAUUUGCACCUCCAAAUUUAAGGUGUGCGUUUGCUCAAGUGUCUCUCAAUAGUUUUGAGUUAAACAUAUAAUAGUUUGAAUUAUUCCACUAUUUUGCCUUGUGUCACAAAUCAUCAUGCUUUAUUUUAAAGGAAUGUUUUCUGUUCAGAAGUAACAAUGUAAAAUAUGAUACUCAUAGUUUAACUUGGCAGUAGGGCUGAAACGAUUAGUUAAGCGAUUAACAUUAUCGACAAUGCUGACAAUAAAAAAUUGUUGA